AUGCGGGUUGUGGUUCAGGGAUUAACUUCGGAGGCUGGCGUAGGUAUGGCUGGAGAGGCCAAUGUCAACAAGUCUUUCGGGAAAGUUGUGGGAGACGUGCUGUACAAGCCAAGGAAAGAGAGGGGCCUUUGGCAAGUGGCCACAUCGGGCCGGCUGGUUCUGGUCUUCAGUGUUGAGGCGCAGAUUCAGUCCGCUCUAUCAGGUGUCGAGGAUGACGACUUCCUGUGCUUCCUGGACACUCACUUCGAGCUCACACGGUUUAAGGCGGAUCGGAAGAAGAUCACGGCACUCUUUGCCAAGUGGCUGGAGUUGGAAGGUCGGGAGGCUGAUCAAGCAGUCUAUCUUGAAGCUUUGGCCAAGGACUUCAACAUGUCCUUGCCGUAUUUGUCUUACCUUUGCAGAAGUAGUCCUUCGAGUGUUCGGCGGACCAUGAUGACAAUGUUCCCCACCGUGCCGAGCGAUGAUCAAUCCCGGUACCUGGCUAUGCUCUGCUUCCCGAAGCUGCAUGACUUCUACACCUGCUAUCACAGCAUGGAGUCGCUGCUCAUCUUCAACCCGCAGAAUGCCACCGGACCACCUGCCAAUGCGGAGGCCCUGAGCGACGAGCUGUGGGAGGAUUUGAUGGUCACCAUGUACUACUCAGAGGCACGGCCGCAGGACAAGAUCAAGGUCCUUCGCAGCAUCUCCCACCUCAUCUUUAUCACCUGCAUGCACAUGCGCCAGAUGGUGGGAUAUUUCAAGGAUCCGGUGGCAGAAGACCCGGACAAGGAUCCAUCCGAACGCGAAGAUCCUUUCCUUGCGAGGGAGGAGGCCUUUGUCACAUUCUACUUGCGUAUCAUAGACAUGCACAACUCCAAGCAGUUCCUUGUCCGAUUCGAGAAACAGGAAGAGCUUUCCCGACUCCGGACCAGAUUGGGAUACUGCGCAGCCUUUCCGUUCAUCCAGCCCGAGAACACCAAGUUCGUGCUCAAUUUGAAGUAUCACGACCAGCGACUCUGCGUGUCCAUGAUCGUAGACCUCGCGCUACGCGAGAAAUACGGCAACAUCCGCGACUAUUCUUUGACGAACGAGGACGGCACCACGGACCCGAUGACCAUGGGCGUUCCGAGAAGUUGGGCAGACCUGGCGAAGCUGCCCUCCUCAGGCAUCUUCCGCUGCCGAUACGUCUGCUCGCCCGAAGAUCGGCAAGUGGAGUUCCGCAAGAAGCUGGCCCAAACUUACGGCUACAUGGCCGGGAACUUCUCGCCGUCAGAUGUCUCCUGGUGGACGGGCCUCAAGGAGGCCGGUGAUGACGUCUUGGAUCUGCUCGAGUUCUUCAUCAGCAGGUACAACCACGUCGACGAGGCCUUCCGAGACAUCGAUGGAGGUGUGAAGGAAGGCGAAAAUGCGGGCAACACCACAAGCAACGGAGAGCUCACAUUGCGAGAGUUCGAGGCGGGCUUGAAAGAUAUCGGCUGCUUCAAGUUCAAGGGGCCGAACGAGAAGGAACGGAUCGGUGGAGUCUUCCGGUAUUUGGAUCCAGGAGGCGAAGGCAAUGUUUCUCUGCAGGAGUGGCAGAUCUUGGACCAGCUCUGGAAAGAGCACCUCGGAUUUUCGAAGAUUUGA
Messenger RNA from Symbiodinium sp. CCMP2456, 1605 nucleotides. Lineage: Eukaryota; Dinophyceae; Suessiales; Symbiodiniaceae. The record is from the annotation of a GenBank genome assembly.